AUGGUCAGCUGCGUCUCCAGCGAGAAGGAGAACGCGGCGGUGAAGCUGGUGAUGUGUUUGACGCAGACCACGUGGCCCUGCGGCGGCGCGUCGUGGUCCUUGACGGUGAGGUCUCCGUUGAGGUGGGCCAACAGGUACCACAUGCAGGCGAACAGCAGCCAGUGGGCCAGGAAGGAGGCGCAGAAGGCCAGGAGGACCCACCUCCAGCGCAGGCUCAGCAACAGUCCCCACAAGUCCAGCAGGGCCAGCAGCCAGGUCCGGCUCCAGGCCCUGUGCCAGCGGCCCGCCCGGCACGGCGGGGGGCGAAGCGCGCAGUGUCCGUCUUUCGCAAACAACUCAGAUCCCGCAAACUCCCAGACGCUUUUCAUCAGCUGGAGGGCUCCGGUUGCGUUCACAGUUGUGGAUGCAGGCGAGCGCAGCAUCCCUCUGUCGGUCGACGGUGGCCCACCCGUCCUGGCGCUCCGUGUGGAUUUGCUACACCAGCGUGGCGUGGGUAAGUAUAGCGCGGGCGGACGGACCCCGUUCGACUGCAGAGGAAAAAAAGGAUGGAAUUAUAAAGGGACGAAAUUGAAUAUGGGCAAAUGGACUGGCAUGCAUGCCCAUCUUCUAGGCUUCUUAUUCCCGCUGUUGUUCUUGAUAUUCAAGCUGUCAGUCUGCAAUGGCCGCAUUGAUUAUGAAGAUUCAAAGGAUGGGUCCAAUUUCAGCUUCACACAGUCUGUAUACCAUGCUACAAUUUAUGAAAAUUCAGCGGCACGCACCUAUGCCAACAGUAAAAUUAAAAUGGGCAUUUACAUACACAAGCACUCCUGGGAAAUUCGAUAUAGAAUCACCUCAGGAGAUGAUGAUGGCUUUUUUAAGCCGGAGGAGUAUUUGCUCGGUGACUUUUGUUUCUUGCGCAUAAGGACUAAGGGAGGCAAUGCAGCCAUAUUGAACCGAGAGAUUCAGGAUAAUUUUGUAUUGACAGUGAAAGCAUAUGUCAAGGGAGAGGCCCUUCUUGAGACAUGGACUAAAGUCAGUAUCCAAGUACUGGAUAUGAAUGAUCUCCGGCCUUUAUUUUCACCAACAACAUAUUCUGUCACCAUCGCAGAAAGCACUCCACUCAGGACCAGUAUUGCUCAAGUUACAGCCACAGAUGCAGACAUUGGCUCUAAUGGAGAGUUUUAUUUUUUUUUCAAGGAGAAAAUGGAACAAUUCGCAGUACACCCAACUAGUGGCAUUGUUUACCUGAGCGGAAAGCUUAAUAUCGACGAGAAGAACCGCCAUGACUUAGAAAUCCUGGCUGUCGACCGUGGCAUGAAACUGUAUGGAAAUAAUGGGGUCAGCAGCACAGCCAAACUUUUUGUUCACAUAGAACGCUUAAAUGAACAUGCCCCAGUCAUGAAUGUAGUCACCCUCAGCCGUUUCACAUUAGAUGAAAACACGGUAUAUGCCAUGAUUACAGUUGAAGACCAAGAUGAAGGAUUAAAUGGAGAAAUUGAUUCAGUUAUCAUAGUGGGUGGGGACCCCACUGGACAGUUUUUUGUAGAAAAAUAUGGAGAAAAUGAGUAUGUAGUAAAAGCCUCUGAGGCAUUAAACCAGGAGUUUUUCUCCCACAGCUAUGAUCUUAUCUUGCAGGCUAAAGAUAGAGGAACACCACAGAAGUCGUCUGCUCAGAAGGUUGUCCACAUAGUGUUAAAGAAACUGCAGAAUGAGGAAGCAAAUUUUGAGCAAGAUUUGUAUGAUGUUAGUUUAAACGAAUUUUCACCACCAGGCACAAUUGUAGGUGCUAUUAAAAUCAGGCCAGAGCCUGAUGGUGCAGAAUAUGUCCUGUCAUCUUGUUCAGAUUCAUCUUUCUUUCAAAUGAAUAGCCAAACAGGUGUAAUCUCCACCACCAGCUGGUUUACACAGGUAUUUCAGGAUGUUUUUAAUCUUGAGGUGCUGGAAAAAGUGACUGAUCGCACAGUUAAAGUGCAAGUUACCAUUGAAGAUGCCAAUGAUAACACACCAACUUUUGCUCAGACAUCCUAUGAGGUUUUUGUAAAUGAAAAUGUUCCAGUUGGGUCUCAUGUGUUGACAGUAUCUGCAGUGGAUAAAGAUAAAGGUGAGAAUGGAUAUAUAACUUACAGCAUUUCCAGCCUCCAGCCAUUGCCUUUCAAAAUAAAUCAGUUUUCUGGUGUUAUCAGAACCACAACAGAUUUGGACUUUGAAGCCUCACCACAGAUGUUUGUGUUUCAUGUCAGAGCUUCUGACUGGGGUUCACCUUACAGACGAGAGAGUGAAGCCAGUGUAACAAUCCACUUGGAAAAUCUAAAUGAUAACAAGCCACUGUUUGAGAAAGUAGGUUGCCAAGGGUUUAUUGCAGCAGAUUUUCCACUGGAUGAAGUAAUUACUACAGUGUCUGCAAUUGAUGUAGAUGAAUUAGAGCUUGUAAAAUAUAGAAUAAUUUCAGGAAAUGAGCAGGAUCAAUUUGACCUCAACCCGAAUUCUGGGGUCCUUAAAUUGCGACAUCCCAUCACCACAUGGAGUCCAAAGAAUAUUUUAUUCAGUUUGAAAAUAAUUGCAACAGAUGGUGAACAAAUUUCUGAUCCUACAUUUGUUAAUAUUUCUGUUGUUCAUGGAAAAUCUUUUCCCAAGCAUUUCAGUUGUGAAGAUACAAGGGUAGCCCUAAAAAUGGCAGAAAAAUUACUAAAAAAGUCCAAAGUUAAUACAAAAGUCAAAAUUGAAGAGGAUUUUGUAGAUCUGUUUUCUGUCAAUAGGCAAACCCCCCAGUUUGACAAAAGAUUACCUUCAGCUGUUUCUGUGCAAGAAGAUCUAAAGAUUGGCUCAAGUGUUUUCAAGGUGAAUGCUUAUGAUGGGGAUACCGGUUUUAAUGGUCGGAUUGUAUUCUCUAUUCAAAAUGGAAACAAUGACGAUUGUUUCGCCAUUGACACACAGACUGGCCUUAUCUAUGUUUUCCAACCCAUGGACAGAGAAAAGAGAGAUCACUAUCUCCUUAACAUUACGAUCUAUGACCUUGGCUUCCCACAGAAAAUGGCAUGGCGUUUGCUUACUGUUAACAUUGAGGAUGUUAAUGAUAACGCACCCCUUUUUUUGCAAGAUGGCUAUCGAUUAGUCAUACCUGAAAACACUGCCAUAGGUACAGAUAUCAUCCAGGUUGAAGCAACUGACAAAGAUCUGGGCCUCAACGGCGAGGUUGUGUAUUCUCUUUUGACAAAAACAACCCAAUUUAAUAUUAACUCCACAAAUGGGAUUGUAUAUGUUGCUGGUCAGUUAGACAGGGAACUGGUAUCUACUUUUAACUUGAAGAUUGAGGCUUGGGACAGAGCGGACAGAGGGAGCCGCAAGUUUUCUGUGACUACACUGAAGAUUAUAUUGGAAGAUGUAAAUGAUUGUCCCCCACUAUUCAUUCCAAGUGUUUACAAAGCCAGGGCUCUGGAGGACCUUCCAGUAGGAACUGUUGUGGCUUGGUUAGAAACUCAGGACCCUGAUAUAGGGUUGGGAGGUCAGGUCAGGUAUUCUCUUGUUAAUGAUCACAAUGGAUGGUUUGAGCUGGAUCGGGUCAGUGGAGCGAUUAGGCUCACAAAGGAACUUGACUAUGAGACCCAACAGUUCUACAACCUCACUGUAAAAGCCAAAGACAAAGGACGGCCUGUUUCUCUUCUCUCUGUGACAUAUGUGGAGUUGGAGGUAAUAGAUGUGAAUGAAAACCUCUAUCCUCCACACUUCUCCCACUUCGCUCUAACGGGAGUGAUUAAAGAGGAUGCCCGUGUUGGAACUACUUUACUCCAAGUCAGUGCAACUGAUGACGAUGCUGGGAGAGAUGGAGAAAUCCAAUAUGCUAUUCAUGAUGGAAGUGGACUUGGCCGAUUUUCCAUAGAUGAAGAGACGGGGGUCAUCUACACAAUUGAUACAUUAGACCGGGAGAGUGAGGAUUCGUAUUGGCUUACAGUGUAUGCCAGUGACCGUGGUGUGGUUCCUCAAUUCACCACCAUGGAGGUGUUUGUUCAGGUCGAGGAUGUUAAUGACAACGCCCCACUAAUCUCCGAACCGCUGUACCGGCCCUCAGUCCCUGAGAAUUCUCCACAGGAUAUUUCUGUCAUCCAGAUCCUGGCACAAGAUCCCGAUGGCCUGCCCCCUUCUGGCUCUCACCCGUUCAGUUUUAAUAUUAUUAGUGGAAAUUCAAAGAAUUUCUUCACCAUCAACCCCCACACUGGCCUGAUCACCACAACAUCACAGAAAUUGGACCGGGAGCAACAGACAGAGCAUGUUUUGGAGGUAUUGGUUUCAGAUGGAGGCUACAGUCCCAGGCAGAGUACAGUGUGGGUGAUGGUGCAGGUCCUGGAUGAAAACGACAACAAACCAACUUUUCAUGAGAAGGUCUACAAGGUCAAACUACCAGAGCGAGAGCGUACAAAGAAGGGUGAGCCCAUCUAUCGGGUGUUCGCCUACGACUACGACGACGGGCCCAACGGCGACCUCUCUUAUGCCAUUGUGGAUGGCAAUGAGGACGGAAAAUUCGUUAUUGAGCCCAAGACAGCAGUAGUCUCAUCACGCAAGGCCUUCACCGCAGGAAGCCACAACAUUCUGACUAUCAAAGCGACGGACAAUGGCCGUCCUCAGAAGUCCUCGACAGCCCGGCUCCACAUUGAGUGGAUCCCCCGUUUGCCUCCAUCGCCUUCACCGCUGCUUUUUGAAGAGUCAUUUUAUAAUUUCUCCGUCAUGGAGAAUAAAAAAGUGGCUGAGAUAGUGGGCGUUGUGACUUUACAACAGAACUCAAACCCCGUGUGGUUUGAAAUAAAAGGUGUUAAGCUUCUCCGUGAGAUGUUCUACAUUGUGCAGAGCAUUUGUACCUGGAACUGUUCAGCAGAAGGUCGAAACAGCAGUAAGUCAACUAAUGUAAAAAAAGUGAUGGGUACAAUCGUAAUCGCCAAGCCUGUGGAUGCUGAGCAGUGCGCAUUCUACAACCUGACAGUGCAGGCCACAGAUGGAACGAACACUGCAUAUGCACAGGUUCACAUCAAUGUUCUUGACGUGAAUGACAACAAUCCCACCUUCUCUCAACCAACCUAUGAGAUCAUUGUUGCUGAAGACACUCCACCAGAUGCUCCGGUGGCCCAGAUAUCAGCAUCUGAUCAUGACAUUUAUCACCAACUUACCUAUUCUCUGCACAGCUCCAUAGAGCCCAUCAGCAUGCAUCUGUUCCGAAUCCACCCAACACUUGGCACAAUCUACACUACCCAAAGGCUGGACCAUGAGGCCUGUGGGAAGCACAUACUCACUGUUAUGGUGAAAGACCAAGAGUCCUCCUACAGAACAAAUGUGGCUCGUGUACUAGUAGAAGUGGAAGAUGUUAAUGACCACGUACCCAUCUUUACCCGUGCUUUGUAUAAAGGCUCAGUCUAUGAGUCAGCAGCAGUGGGAUCGGCUGUGGUCCAGGUUGCUGCCCUGGACAAAGACAAAGGCGAAAAUGCAGAGUUACACUAUUCGAUUGAAGCAGGGAACAUUGGAAAUGCUUUCCAAAUUGAGCCAGUUUUGGGUAUCAUCACUGUAGCAAAUCAUCUGGACUUGUCCAGCAUUGGACACUAUGUUGUUACAGUGCGAGUCACUGACCAUGGCGCCCCUCCAUUGUCCACCACCACAAUUGUGUGCAUAGCUGUCACUUUAUCUGACAAUGCUGGUCCAAAGUUCCGUCAGCCUGAGUAUCAAACUGAAAUCACAGAGAAGGCAAUGGUUGGCACCUAUGUCACCACACUUAAUGCGGUUAGUCAGUCUACACUUACUUAUGACAUUAAGAUGGGCAAUCAUGAACGCAUUUUCAGAAUAAAUCAAUAUAGCGGAGUCAUAACUACUCAAAAGCCUCUGGAUUAUGAGACCACUACAUCUUACACCCUGAUAGUCCAAGCUACUAACAUGGCUGGUAUGACCUCUAGUGCUACUGUGUUAAUCCAUAUAAAAGAUGAGAAUGAUAAUCCACCAGUGUUCCAGCAGACCUUUUAUCAUGGCAGUAUCAGUGAAAGUGCUCCAGUCAACAGUGUGGUCUUGAACUCUGAUAAUUUACCUCUAGUUAUCAGGGCCACUGAUGCUGACCACAACCAAAAUGCUGUUUUGAUCUAUGAGAUUGUUGAGGACACCGCAAAAUCGUUCUUCACUGUGGAUUUAGGAACUGGCUCCAUUCGAACUAUUGCUGAUCUAGAUCAUGAAACAUUUUCCACCUUCCAUUUCCACGUUCAUGUGAGGGACAAAGGAAUACCACAGUUGACGGCCGACAGACCAACUGAGGUCACGAUAAAAGUGACUGAUUCAAACGAUUCACCACCUUUCUUCUCACAGAAUGCCUAUGAAACAGUCUUGCUACUUCCUACCUAUGUAGGAGUUGAAGCAUUGCAGGUGUCAGCAAUGGACCCUGACAAAUGUGUCCCGACAGAGCUCACAUACUUUCUGAGUGAUGGUGUUUUAGAGAACUUUGCCAUUAAUCCCCUGAGUGGAAUUGUUUUUGUGACAAACAGCACCUUCGCCCAAGAACGUUUUCACUUCAGAGUCAGUGUUUCAGAUGGGAAAUUCUCCAGCACUGCCUUAGUAACAAUACUUAUCCACGAAGCUCAGGACUCUGACCUCAGCUUUACCCACAACGUUUAUCUCUCCUCCGUAAUUGAGAACGUAUCGAAUAUCACCGAAGUGGCUGUGGUUACUGCUGUUGGAAAUCAUCUCAAUGAGCCACUUGAGUACACGCUGCUGAAUGCGGGCACGCAUUUCAGGAUUCGUCCAACAUCUGGUGUAAUCCAGACUACAGGCAUACCCUUUGAUCGAGAAGAACGAGAAAUGUAUGAACUGAUCGUUGAAGCAAAAAGGGAGCAGGAUCAUCUUCGUGUGGCAAGGGCUAUGGUGAAAGUUCAAGUCGAGGACAUAAAUGACAAUGCGCCCGUUUUUCUGGGACUCCCUUAUUAUGCUGCCGUUCAAGUAGAUGCUAAACCGGGAUCCAACAUUUUCAAGGUCCUUGCUGUGGAUGGGGACAAAGGUGUCAACGGAAUGGUGUCUUACCAUCUAAAGCACGAUCAUGAUCACUUUGACAUUAAUCAGCAAACAGGAAGUCUUAGCCUCAAGAGGUCAUUUGACUCUGACUUGUCCAGUGCGGAAUACAUGAUUGUUAUACUUGCAGAAGAUGGUGGUUAUCAACCCCUCUCAUCUACUGUGGAGUUUCCCAUCACUGUUGUUAACAAAGCCAUGCCUGUCUUUGGUAAAUCAUUUUAUUCUGUUUCUGUUAAUGAGGAUGUGGAUGUGCUGACACCAAUCAUCUGCAUCAAUGCCAGCAGUCCUGAAAAUCAAAACAUAAUCUAUACUAUUGUUGAAGGGGAUCCACAUCUUCAGUUUGAUAUUGGUUUUGAUACUGGAGUCAUAACGGUCGUCCACUCUUUGGACUAUGAAGCUACAUCAUCUUACCACCUUACCAUACGAGCCACAGACUGCUUAACUGGUGCCCAUGCUGAGGUGGAUGUAGAUGUGUUGGUCCAGGAUGUAAAUGAUAACCCCCCUGUCUUUAAGAUGCCCUACAUUGUGGUUUUGUCCGAAGCAACUAUCAUUGGAACAGCAGUGCUUCAAGUCACUGCCACAGACCGAGACUCAGACAGAAACAAUGUUGUUCACUACCAGAUAUUCUCACAUGUUUAUAACAGCACAGACUAUUUUCACAUUGACAGUAGUAGCGGAUUAAUUCUGACAGCACGUGUAUUAGACCAUGAGCUGGCCCAGAAUUAUGACUUUAUUGUCAGAGCCACCGAUAACGGUUUCCCUGCACUGAGUAGUGAAGUUUUAGUGACUGUCAUGUUGAAUGAUAUAAAUGACAAUCCCCCAAUCUUUAACCAACUGCUCUAUGAGGCAUAUGUGAGUGAGUUGGCACCCAGGGGUCACUUUAUAACCUGUGUCCAGGCUUCAGAUGCUGACAGUUCAGAUUUGGACAAUUUGGAAUACAGCAUUUUGUCAGGAAACGAAAGAAUGCAUUUUGUGAUGAAAAAAAAUACAGGGAUAAUCACCCUAUCUGGCUACCGUAGGCAAAGAAUGGAGCCUGCUUACAGCCUUAAUGUUUCAGUGUCCGAUGGAGUGUUCACCAGCACUGCACAAGUGCAUGUCAAGGUUUUGGGGGCCAAUCUGCACAGUCCAGUGUUUGAGAAGGACAUUUAUGAGGCGGAGUUACGAGAGAAUGCUGCCGUUGGAAUCAAAGUAAUACAGGUGAAGGCAACAGACGCAGACCCUGGAGUAUUUGGCCAAAUAUCUUAUUUCUUUAUCAACGACGUAAGCAAUGACAAAUUUAGUAUUGAUGCAACUGGUUAUAUCAGCACGUUGGAAAAGCUGGACCGUGAGGAUCCAGCCAAUAAAGACAUUGUUCUUACCGUGGCAGCUCAAGAUUCAGGUGGACGUUUUUCUUAUUGUACAGUGCAACUUCAUCUCUCAGACGACAAUGAUAAUGCACCUCACUUCAGUGCCACAGAGUACCGAGCCUCACUACAACAUGAUGUGACUAAGGGCUUCUUGGUGACCCAGAUUCGGGCCUAUGAUCCCGACGAUGGCACUAAUGCAAAAGUGAUAUUUUCUAUAUGUUGUGAGGCUCAAGCGUCUGUGGCAGACAUUUUGGAGAUACACCCAGAGACUGGUUGGAUUGUGACAAAAGGCACCUUGAGUCACUUAAAGAACUCUGUAUUAUCUUUUUUUGUAAAGGCCAUGGAUGGGGGAACUCCAGUGCGGCAUUCUUUAGUGCCUGUCCACAUCAAUAUUCUCUCUUCGGAUGUAUAUAUUCCUUCCUUUAGACAAAAUCAUUACUCAUUUAGAGUACCAGAGAAUACACCCAUAGGUUCUGUCAUUGGAAUGGUUCGCCUCAGAAUUCCACCAGAAUAUACGUCAUACUCAACUACCUUUUCAAUGGUAUGUGGAAACACUGGUGAAAACAACCAAGAUGGGGUUUUUCUGGUGGAUGAUUAUACAGGAGUGAUCAAACUUGAUAAGGCCUUGGACCAUGAGGCGAUUCAACGGUUUCACUUCAAAGUCACUGCCAUAGCCGGACAGAUGGAACUAAAUUCUAUUACUUCUGUUGAUGUUGAAGUUAACGUUUUGGACCUGAAUGACAACGAACCAGUUUUUGAUGCCAACUCUUAUUUUACUACUGUGAUAGAGGGAAUGGCUGUUGGAACCAAAGUCACUCAAGUCCAAGCACAUGACCCAGACUCAGGGCUCAAUGGUCAGGUAAAAUACAGACUUGGGGCAUUAAUCCAGUCAGAGAGUAACUCAAGCACAUUGAUGGCAACCUUCAGCAUUGACAGUAACACUGGAUGGAUCUCCACGUGCAAGGACCUUGACCAUGAAACCAAUCCACUCUACAUGUUUACAGUGGUGGCCUCAGACCUUGGAGAGAUCCAGUCUCUCUCUAGUACCACCACUGUGACAGUGACAGUGUCAGACAUCAAUGACAACCCCCCCAGGUUCAUGGAAAAUCUCUACUUUAGUUCGGUUAAGGAGAGUGACCCCCCAGGGGAGGUUGUGGCUGUACUGAAAGCCAGGGAUGAUGACUUCUCUGCUAUUAACAGUCACGUCACCUACCACAUCACUGAUGGGAAUUAUCGAGGCGUAUUUGCGCUGGGUCUAGUUCAAGGUGAAUGGAAGAUGUACGUGAAGAGUCCGCUGGAUAGGGAGGAUUGCAGCUUCUACAUCAUCAACAUAACUGCUAGCGAUGGACUCUUUAUUUCUCAGACAGCUGUGGAAGUGACAGUGACAGACACCAAUGACAACACCCCCAUUUGUGACCAGGCAAUAUACACUGCUAACAUUAAAGAGGACCUUCCAAUCAACAGCACGCUGCUGAGGGUUGAAGCUACAGAUGCAGAUGUUGGCAUCAACGGUCAGAUCCAGUAUUCACUUCUUGGCCCUGGAUCUGAGGAUUUCAGUAUAGAUCCUGAUACUGGUGAAAUCAAGUCAUCCACACCUCUGGACUAUGAAGUAACACCUGCUUACCGACUGGUUGCCCAAGCAACGGAUGGUGGUGGACGGUGGUGCCGUGCUGAGGUGCAUGUGGCAGUGGCUGAUGUGAAUGACAACCCACCCGUUUUCACUUUGUCUCAAUACACCGCCAGUGUCUACGAAAAUACGGCCACCAAGGCGCUUCUCACUCGCAUUCAGGCCAUAGAUCCUGAUGAAGGUCCCGGUCGGAUGGUGAUUUAUUCCCUGGCUGACUCUGCUGGAGGAUUAUUCUCUAUUCAGGAAUCCUCAGGCAUUGUGGUCCUUGAGCAAAUUCUUGACCGUGAGGUCCAGUCAACCCAUCAGAUAACAGUUUGUGCAUCUGAUCAGGGUUCACCGCAGCCCUUCUACUCGCUGGUCAACGUCACAAUUGUUGUGUUGGACAUAAAUGACAAUCCGCCCGUCUUUGAGCACCAUGAUCAGAUGACAACAGUCCCGGAGGAUGUGCAACUAGGCAGUGAGAUCCUGAGAGUCUACGCCACCAGUAAAGACAUCGGGACCAAUGCGGAGAUAACUUACACCAUCAGAUCAGGCAAUGAGCACGGAAAGUUCCACAUCCAUCCUGUAACGGGUGGCAUUUUAGUUGUCAAACCUCUGGACUAUGAAACCUGCACUGCGUAUUUCCUAACAGUGGAAGCUCGUGACGGUGGCACGCCAACUUUGAAGGCCAUUACUACAGUGAACGUGAACCUAACGGAUGUCAAUGACAACGCACCCGUGUUUAAUCAUGAUCUUUACACUGCAGUGGCGGCCGAAGACGCUGCUAUUGGAGAGUUUGUAAUACAGUUGAUAGCAGAGGAUGCUGACAGUCACAUGAACGGAGCCAUUCUCUACGCUAUUGUCGGCGGAGAUCAGCACAACCAGUUUCUCAUCGAACCGGAAAGUGGUGUCAUUAAAGUCAGCAAGCAACUAGACCGUGAGACAAUGCCCAUCUACUUUCUGGUUGUCAGAGCUAUGGAUACUGGGAUCCCACCAAUGUCCUCCACCGUAAGAGUCCACAUAGAAAUCUCUGACAUCAACGAUAACCCACCCAUCUUCUCUGCUGCCAAUACCUACACUGUGAUACAGGAAAACAAGCCGAUUGGCACCAGCAUCCUCCAGUUUUCUGUCAUCGAUCGGGACUCCCCUCACAACGGCCCACCCUUCUCCUUCAGCAUCCUGUCUGGAAACGAAGGCGGGGAAUUUCUGUUGAGGAAAGAUGGAAUCCUCGUUGCCAAUCAAGUGUUUAGAAGGGACCUGGCAAAUGAAUAUGUGAUCCAGAUACAGGUGUCAGACUCUGGAAGGCCUUCUUUGUCCUCUUCCACUCUAUUUACAGUCAAAGUGAUUGAAGAAAGCCUCCAUCGCCCGUCGGUAUUGCCACUGGAGAUUCACGUCGUUACGAUGGAGGAUGAGUUUCCCGGCGGUGUCAUAGGUCAGCUCCAUGCCACCGACGCUGACCCUUACGACGCCCUGACCUUUGGACAUGCCCUGCCGGCCCAGCGCAGCCUUUUUAAGAUCAAUCUCCAUGAUGGAAAGAUCAUCGCGCUCGGGGGAUUGGACACUGGCAGAUACUUUCUCAAUACCAGCGUUAGCGACGGACGCUACGUUGUCCCUGUGCCUGUGACCAUACAGGUGGACCAGGCGACUACUGAGAUGUUGCGCGACGCAGUGACGGUGCGGUUCGAGAGUGUCUCACCGGAAGACUUUGUGUCACUGCACCUGAAGAGCGUUCUGAAAGUGUUGCAGGAGGUGGCCCAGUCUAAAGAGCAGGACAAGUUGCAUCUGCUCAGCCUACAGCCGGUCGGCGGGACCGAACAACUGGAUAUGCUCGUCACCGUGGAGACCGCAGAAGGGGGAUACUACAACGCGGCUUACCUCACCCAGAAACUCAGCACAUCCCGUCAGAAACUGGAGGAGGUGCUCCGGGUGUCGGCGAUCCUGGACAAGAACUGUUCCGGCCUGGAGUGUCGCGGGGCACCGUGCGAACAGAACAUCAUCAUGGAUUCACACAACCUGGCCAUGUACAGCACCCAACAGUUCAGCUUCGUGUCGCCUCGCUUCCACCGAACCUCACGCUGUGCAUGCAGUGAUGCCAGCUGUGAUGUCCUAUUAGAACAGUGUGAAGACCAGGUCUGUCCGGAAAACAUGCAGUGUGUUUCCGUGGAGGCCGCCAAAGGACGCUUUGUAUGCCAGUGUCCACCAGGCAAAACACAAGAGUGUGCAGGGCAUUUGUCUCUGACUUUCUCAGGUAAAAGCUACAUCAAGUACAGACUGUCUGACCAGCUACAGGCGGAGAUGAAACUUACCUUGAGGAUCAGGACACUGCAGAGUCAAGGGAUUAUCAUGUACAUACUGACCGAGCACUGCAUCAUUCUCAAGUUGGAGGAGGGGAAGCUUUGCUUCCAGCUGGCCUGUGGAUUUACUGCAGGUGGAGUUGGCGAAGGCCCUGACAGGUUUGGAUUCUCUGGUCGAAGCAUCAACGAUGGAAGCUGGCACACUUUGGCACUGGAGCUGAAUCACAAUUUCAGUAGCCUGGUGCUGGAUGAAAGCUAUGUCGAGCAACGCUAUGCACCAUCCUCAAUGCAAACAGGAUUUAAAGACAAAACUAUUUACUUUGGAGCCCUGGUGCAGUCCCCUAGCCUGCACAGCUUUGUCGACUCUCAGAGAGACCCUUUGGUGAUGGAGGGAUUCCAAGGAUGCAUGGACUCAAUCAUGUUGGACAACAAAGAGCUGUCUCUGGAGAUUAAACAUUCAAAGCAUGCAGAGGUUGUGGAAAUGACCCAGCUGAAGCUGGGCUGCAUCCUCUACCCUGAUCCUUGCCUGCAUCAGCCGUGCCACAAUGGUGCCACCUGCAUUAGUUUGUACUCUGGUGGGUUCACAUGCAGCUGCAACCCCCGUUACACUGGAAAGACUUGUGAAAUGGAGGUAACGGUGUGCGUUCCAAACCCUUGUCAGAACGGCGGCGUGUGCAAACACAUCGGCAACGCGUUCCUCUGCAGCUGCCGGAGAGGUUUCACAGGCCUGGUUUGUGAGGAAGAUGUCAACGAGUGUGAUCGCAGCAAUCCUGAGGGGGAAUGCGAGAAUGGAGGGGUGUGCAUCAACACCCCUGGCUCUUUCUACUGUAACUGCACGCCGGGCUUUGUGGGUCAGCGCUGCAGCCUGCGGCCCAUGAUCGUGCCGGACAUGCAGGCCGGCCACGCCGUGGUCGGUAAGGAGGAGCUGCUCGGCAUCUCCGUGCUGCUUUUCGUGAUCUUCCUCCUCAUCUUCCUCUUCAUCGGGUUCCGCAAGAAGAUGUUCAAGAAGGACUAUUCGCGGAGUAGCAUGUCUCUGGUCCAGGACCCGGCCACUGCAACACUUCUCAGCAAGGCCAACUGUAUUCAUUUUAAGACUCUGCAUUGCACGCCUGGGGAACAGCUCAAUCUUUACUCAGAGCCAGGGAUGGACCCCGCCAUGACGAUAGGGACAAAAGUAAUGGAGCCUCCACAGAUCCCUGUCAGGCCCAUGGAAUACGUGCCCUGUUUCCAAGGAGACCCACUGUCCAAACUGAAGAUAAUGCCCGAUGAGCACAUCAUGGAGUCUAUCGAGAUGAGCACCUUCCAUCCGGAUUCGCUCAGAAUCCUGUCCGGAACGGCCAAAAGGAGUCUCGUGCUGUACAGAGUGACCCCCAACCUACCGCCAGUGUCCCCCUGUCCCUCAGACUGUGAUUCCAAAUGCCAAGUGACCAGCAAAGAAGCUAAGAUGGCUUACAUCACAGAGGAAGAGACUUAUUUCUCGGGGAACAAUAGAGGCAGCAACUCAGAGACCAAGUCACAGAGUUCUGCUCAUUCUGACUGCUGUGACGACAGUGUAUAUCACUGGGACUGGAUGUCAAGCACAAGACUUUCAGACAGCGAGGACGUGCAAAACUGUGAAACGGGCCCCGGGGGAGACGCGUCCGGCCCGGCCCUUUCCCUGGGCCGAGGCCGUCAGGAGCUGGAGUCAGAGUACUACCUGGGCGGCUGUGACAUUGACGGCAACCAUCCCCAGUCCCACGAGGAGUUUUUGAGCCAGGACCAGUCGCCGCCGUCACUGCCCAAAGGCGAGGAAUAUAUCGAGCCUUGCGCGACCGUGUUCGCAAACCUGCUGCUGUCGGAGGAGAACAUUUUCAGCUCCGGUCAGCAGAACAAGCCUCACGUGCACACCAGACAGUACCUGCCUCCUCACCAGCUGCCCGCCGAGGAGGCGCCCCACGUUGACUAUAGCGCUGUAGUCCGAGGUAUGAUCCCAGAAAACGGGGACAUUGCAGAUUCUUCGUGGUUGAAGCCUCACCGGUCAGUUUGCACAUCGUCGGCCUCGGACGCGUCAGCCCUGCACAGCCUGAAGUCCGAGCGCGUCCACGAUUUCCAAAACAUGGACGCGCUUCAUCGAGGGGUCACUGUUAUUACCGACUCACAGCAACACACUCAAGUAUGA
Molecule: messenger RNA, 14409 nt
Organism: Menidia menidia (Atlantic silverside)
Lineage: Eukaryota; Metazoa; Chordata; Actinopteri; Atheriniformes; Atherinopsidae
Source: the annotation of a GenBank genome assembly